Phytophthora sojae is the source of this 303-nucleotide messenger RNA. RefSeq lists its product as hypothetical. Lineage: Eukaryota; Oomycota; Peronosporomycetes; Peronosporales; Peronosporaceae. The transcript has a single exon. The record is from RefSeq and is a predicted model, not a curated record. The annotation marks the transcript as partial.
CAAACCAUUGACGCUGCCGUGUUCAACGACUUGCACCGGGUGAUUCGGACGUAUGGAGAUUUCCGUCCGUGGACAGUUGGAGCCAUGGACGGAGCUGCUGCUCGAGGACGUCUCGACCUUCUGCGCUGGCUGCGUGUCGAUCGAACGGAAGGCUGCUCAAUCAAGGCGUUCACUGGUGCAGCUGCUGAUGGUCACCUCGGCGUGCUUCUGUGGCUUCGUGGGGUUUAUCCGGGUUUGUUUAACCUUGCGAGGGACCUCACGACUGCUGCUGGACAUGGUCGCGCACAUGUUGCAGCCGCGCUG